Molecule: messenger RNA, 3037 nt
Organism: Blastomyces gilchristii SLH14081
Lineage: Eukaryota; Fungi; Ascomycota; Eurotiomycetes; Onygenales; Ajellomycetaceae
Product: FAD binding domain-containing protein
Exons: 6
Coding region: 1135-2754 (539 amino acids)
Molecular function (GO): FAD binding
Source: RefSeq, a predicted model, not a curated record
UUAUAUCGCCAUGAUGGGGUUGAUAAAACAUGCUGCCUUGUAUAUAUGGGAUAAGUCGACAAUCUACCUUAUGAAUUCAUCCUUUUAGUACAGCAGUCUGCCCAUGAUUCGGUUGAAAAUGAAAAUGAUGCAUUCCAAGAAGCCACAACAACCAUCGCGUUUUGAGCACUGUAACUUGAUUAGAUUUACCUACUUUUUAAUGGAUGUGGCUGUGUCUUACAUUUACUAGCCAAGAAAUCUUUCUCUCCCGACACUCUCCUAUGCUUCCUCUAUGAAUCUUGUGGAAAUCUUGGACUGUACGGAGCGAUUCUGGUUCACUAAUCGAAGGUCGAUAGCGAGUACAUUUUCUUAGGGCCAAGUGGGAACAAAUUUCUGCCAAUUGAAUUGAUGAGAAAAGGACUGGAAAAAACGAAAGCUGACCUGAACGCAAAAUUACGGAUGGCUUAACCCAUUUAACGUCAGCCCCGCGGAGAGCAAGAGCGAACGAGGCUGGCAGAAGAAGGGAGGAAAAGAAGGUACACACGCCAUUUCUACAAAGCCAUUCGGUUAUUUUCCUACCGCGCGGGGAGAAUCCUCCAAAUUCUCAAGCCAUGUGCUGUACAUGUGUGUACAUGUACAUUGUACGCAGCGUACAUAUCUGGUCAGAAACCGGCAAGCCCAAUGAAAUACGUAUUACCGGCGUUCUAGACUUCUGAUGUCGGUUUUACUUCGUACUUUUGGUAGGGCCAUUCUCUGCCUUGUUUUAGUUCUGUUUUCAUUGAGGGAGGAGAUCAGCCAGCCAAUUUGAAUCCUCCUUUGCUUUCGUCAGCCUGUGUGCGGUACCCCCGCUGGAAUUUUUCAUUCGCUCGAACAACUGCACCAUGGGGAUUGCAUCGUAGCUCCCAAUGAAGGUAUCGGCAGGCCAUCCCAAACCAGACAGGUUUAUAAAGGAAGCGACAAAGCGGAUACCUCGCAGUUGCUCUCUUUGUCGUGUGGGAAAGCCGGUCGCCUAAUCGUAUAACCCACCGAGUAUAUGUCGGACGCAAAAACAGACAGCGGUUUUUACCGACUAGAUAUGUUAUCUUGACAAAAUUAUCUCACUAUCUGUGUAAGGCAUAAAUAAUUAUUGUGUUGUUCUUCUAGGUUCCAUUCGCCAUGAACUCUGUUCCCUUCGUAUUAUCGGUCUUAGGGAUAGGAAGCCUUGUCAUAGGUGCUCAUGUUGAAGCUUCGAACGCGUUAUAUCCGUUGGACGGAACUAUUGAACAGUUGGGCCUACAACGGUUUUUCACAGAUAUAUCAGAGCUGGAAUUAGCGAGGACUUCGCUAAACACACGUUGUGAGAAAGCCUGCGACAUCCUCUCUACCGUGCUCCCGUCAGAAGUGCAGUUCCCUGGCACUGAUGAUUACGUUUCCAAUAAGAGAAGCUAUUGGGCAGAGCAACAGGCUGCCUUAUCACCAAACUGCUUUGUUGCAGUAACGGAAUCCCUUUCCGUGUCAAUAUCUGUCGCUAUCUCUCGGAAGACGCAGUGUCCAUUUAGUGUUCGAAGUGGUGGCCACUCGGAUGUUCCCGGUGCAUCCAAUAUUGAAAAUGGCAUAACUAUUGAUCUCCGACCUCUUCGUGAGAUAGUCGUGUCUAAUGAUAAACGAACAACAUCCGUCGGUGCUGGUGCGAGCUGGGGGGAGGUCUACACCAAGCUAGAUCAAUUGGAUCUUAUUGUUGUGGGUGGACGGGUAUCUCCCAUCGGAGUUGGAGGGCUAUCUCUUGGAGGCGGUAUAUCCUUUUUCUCUGGGCGGGAGGGGCUCGCUUGCGAUAAUGUUGUCAACUAUCAUGUCGUCAUGGCAGACGCGCGAUUGCAAAAUGUCAACCAGACGUCUCAUCCAGAUCUCUAUCUCGCUUUGAGAGGCGGCGGCAACAACUUUGGCAUCGUCGUCCGCUUCGACCUUGACACCUACCCCCAGGGAGAAAUGUGGAGCACUAUACGAUCGUACGGGCUUGAUGCCAAAGAAUUCAUUACUGAAGGCUUAGCCGUGUUUAACGAGCAUGCCAGUAAUGACCCAAGUUUGUCGAUAAUAACAAGCUUCUCAAACGUCCAAGGCCAAUGGAUAAGCGGCCUCAUUGCUCAUUAUGCGAACGCAGUACCCGAUCCAGAUAUCUUUACAUCCAGCUUCGAAAAUCUCACAAACGUUAACCCUAUUCAUCAAACUACCCAAAUUUCACGCCUCGCCAAUCUCACCAAAGAUUUCUCUUCCUAUAAUCCGCCACUAGUGUACCGCAACCAGUUUACAACCGCAACGUACAGGAACAGUGUCGAGCUGCAGAACAGAAUUGUUGAAGUAGUUAUAUCAGAGACGGAUAAGAUCAGGGACAAAAUCAGCAACCUUGAUGGGUUCGUCUCAGCCGUUAACUUUCAAGCUAUAACUUUGCCAAUGAUAUCCAAAUUCUCAAAAAGGGGUGGGAAUAUUCUUGGCGUCAAUCCACACCGCGGACCGCUUCUGCUUGUUCUGUUUAACUUUUCCUGGGCCAGCCGUGCCGAUGACUACCUCGUUAUCCCAACUAGCGAAUCGAUUUUAUCUCGAUCCAACGCCCUCGCGACAGAGCUUGACCUUCAAGAUGGUUUCAUCUAUAUGAACUACGCAGGGCCUACCCAGUCGCCACUUGCAAGUUAUGGCGAGGAGAGUUUGCGGCAGCUGAGGAGCGUACAGGCGAAGUAUGAUCCUGAUCUAGUGUUUGAAAAGUUGCAGCCUGGUGGUUUUAAGUUAAGCGCCGAGGCAUAGUUAGGUUGUUAGUUUUAUUCAUUGCAAAAACACAGCCGGUGACACAGUGAUAUUACUCUUUAUACGGAGGAAUGGAUGGGGAUUUGAUUAAGUCUGCGAUGAGUGAUAUAUUUAAAUAGGGGAUUGAGUAUUGCUUAGAUGUACUGCGCAAGGUGUUGCUAAGUGUUAAAUAGGAUGAGGAGAUCAUGGUCAAAGAAUGACUCCCAGAAGGACCCACUUCCAACGCCCAAAGAUAGCGUCAAAAAAAUUAAAAUAAAAAAAAAAAAAAAAAAAAAUCUCCAAA